Messenger RNA from Pelmatolapia mariae (spotted tilapia), 7539 nucleotides. RefSeq names its product phosphatidylinositol-3,4,5-trisphosphate-dependent Rac exchange factor 1 (gene prex1). Gene Ontology annotation, cellular component: plasma membrane. Gene Ontology annotation, molecular function: guanyl-nucleotide exchange factor activity; protein binding; GTPase activator activity. The coding region runs from base 264 to 5234 and encodes 1656 amino acids. The transcript is spliced from 41 exons. Gene Ontology annotation, biological process: G protein-coupled receptor signaling pathway; regulation of signaling; positive regulation of GTPase activity. NCBI's taxonomy places the organism in Eukaryota, Metazoa, Chordata, Actinopteri, Cichliformes, Cichlidae. The record is from RefSeq and is a predicted model, not a curated record.
CCUCGCUCGCUCGCUGGCUCUCAGCUGCUGCCGCUGCUGCUGUGACUGCGCUCACUCCGCCGGGCUCUCUGCUUGUUGUUUGGUACUUUUGGUGAACUUUUCUUCCAGUGUUUCGCAACAGUGCUCUGCGAGGUUUUCGGGAAAAACUUCCUAAUGCAAAAAUGGACUGAAGCAACGACCCGACAACGUGCGGAUACUUAGGGGGAGAAAAAAAGGAGAGUAUUUCUGUAGAGAGCGACCUUUCUGAGGGUUGAGUUACCGUCAUGGAAGAGGACGACGGGCAUCAGGAGAACGGUAUCCCCGCAGCCAAGGACUCGGACCGACAGCAGCGGCUGAGGCUGUGUGUUUUAAAUGAAAUACUGAACACCGAGAGGGAUUAUGUUCGGACAUUGCUUUUCCUCCAGUCGGCAUUUCUGCACAGAAUCAGACAAACUCCAGACGACCAACAGUGUCUCUCACCUGAACAUGUCAAGAUUCUGUUUUCAAAUAUCGAGGACAUCCUUAAGCUGCACCAGGGGGUGUUGUCUGCAGUGGAAUACAGCCUGUUGCCUGAACCUCAGCCUCACCAUGCACUGGGACAUGUGUUCCUCCAGUUUAGGGAAAGUUUCUCAGUAUACGGCGAGUACUGCAGUAACCAUGAAAAGGCAUUGAGGCUUCUCAUGGAGCUGAACAAGAUCCCCGACAUAAGGACCUUCCUACUGCACUGUAUGUUGCUCGGAGGGAAGAAAAGCACAGAUAUUCCCCUGGAGGGCUACCUCCUCAAUCCCAUUCAGAGGAUUUGCAAGUACCCCCUGCUGCUGAAGGAGCUGCUAAAGAGGACUCCCAAGAAGCAUGCAGAUUAUCCGGCGGUGGAGGAGGCUCUGCAGGCCAUGAAGGCCGUCUGCUCCAACAUCAAUGAGACUAAACGGCAGAUGGAGAAACUAGAGGCCCUGGAACAGCUGCAGUCCCACAUCGAAGGCUGGGAGGGAACCAACUUGACAGAUAUCUGCACAGAGCUCCUGCUUCAUGGAAAUCUUCUGAAAAUUUCAGCAGGCAACAUCCAGGAACGUGUCUUCUUCCUGUUCGAUAACCUUUUGGUUUACUGCAAAAGGAAGUCCAGAGUUUCUGGAAAGAAGUCCACCAAGAGGACCAAGUCUAUCAACGGGCCUCUCUAUGUGUUCAGGGGCCGAAUCAACACAGAGGUGAUGGAGGUGGAAAAUGUGGAGGAUGGAACAGCGGACUAUCACAGCAACAACUACACAGUGACCAAUGGCUGGAAGAUCCACAACACGGCAAAAAACAAGUGGUUUGUCUGCAUGGCCAAAAACGCAGAGGACAAGCAGAAGUGGCUGGAUGCCAUCUUGAGGGAACGGGAGCAAAGAGAGAGUCUCAAACUGGGAAUGGAGCGGGAUGCCUAUGUGAUGAUUGCUGAAAAGGGCGAGAAGCUCUACCACAUGAUGAUGACCAAGAGUCGACACCUGAUUAAGGACAGGAGAAAGAAGCUCAGCAUUGUGCCCAAGUGCUUCAUGGGAAAUGAAUUCGUGUCAUGGCUCAUAGAGAGCGGAGAGAUCAGUAAACCUGAAGAAGGAGUCAACCUGGGACAAGCCUUACUUGAAAAUGGCAUCAUCCAUCAUGUGUCAGACAAACACCAGUUCAAGAAUGAGCAGGUGAUGUACCGUUUUCGUUAUGACGAUGGAACCUACAAGGCCCGCAGUGAGAUGGAGGACAUCAUGUCGAAGGGCGUCAGGCUUUACUGCCGGCUUCACAGCCUCCACACGCCUAUCAUCAAGGACAGAGACCACCAUCUGAAAACCUUUAAAUCAGUAGUGCCCGCUAGCAAACUGGUGGACUGGCUACUCUCACAGGGAGACUGCUCGACCCGAGAGGAUGCCGUGACGCUGGGAGUGGGGCUCUGUAACAGCGGCUUCAUGCACCACGUUUUGGAGAAGAGCGAGUUUAAAGACGAGUCCCAGUUCUUCCGUUUCUACGCGGACGAGGAAACCGAGGGGACCGGCACCAAGAGCAAGCAGCUCCAGCGAAAUGACUUCAAACUCAUUGAAAACAUCUUAGUCAAAUCCCUUGUGAUUCACCCCGAGGAGGAAGGCUACGGCUUUGAGAUUGAGGAGAAGAACAAGGCCAUCGUUGUGAAAUCUGUCACCAGGGGCUCACACGCUGAGAUGGCUGGCCUGCAGGUGGGCAGGAAGAUCUACACCAUCAACGAGGACCUGCUUUUCCUCAGGCCUUUCUCUGAGGUUGAAACCAUGAUUAGCCAGUCCUUCUGCAUACGACGCUCCCUGCGGCUGCUGGUUGGCACCAAGGCCAAGGAGAUUGUAAAAAUCCCUGACAACCCAGACAGUCUCUCCUUCAGACUGAGCGGCUCUGUUCCUCCUCAUGUCCACGCUGUGAGGAAAGGCUGGGAGGCAGCAGCGUCUGGUCUUCAGCCGGGCCAGGUCGUCCUGAAAGUCAAUGGCAACAGUGUCAAUCACAGCGACUACCAAGAGGUCCUGGAGCAUUUCACAGCCCAGCACACUCACCAGGACCCUCUACAAGCGUGUCACUGGGUGUAUCGAGCAUUCGAGGAUGUGAAAGAGCUACAGAGAGAGGGGGGUGCAGAUGAGAAGGAGGACAGCCCUUUCAAGCCUUACCCAGUGGAGAAUGGCUCUGACCACGAAGAGGACAAGGGCACCAAUGGAACAGACUGCAAGCUGGGCAGACUCUCCCUGUGUGACCUGCCUCUGGUUAGUCUGACAGUUGAUAACGUUCACUUGGAGCAUGGCGUGGUAUAUGAAUAUGUGAGCACUGCUGGCAUCAAGAGCCAUGUCCUGGAGAAGAUAGUGGAACCCAAAGGCUGCUUCAGCCUCACUGCGAAAAUCCUGGAGGCGUUUUCUGGCGAUGACAACCGCUUCGUUCAUAACUGCAGCCAGCUCAUCUCCCAGAACGACCGAGUCGUUACCAUGCCUCAGUACGAGUUCAGACAAAUCUGCGACACCAAGCUGGAGAGUAUCAGUAGGCGUAUCAGCAGCUAUCAGCAGUUUGCUCUGGAACUGAGGAACAAGGUGUGGCCCUCUGUCAGGCAGGCUGGGGUUCGCCCUCACCCACUGGGCUGCAUGGACUUUGUUCCCACCAACUGCCACAUCAACUUGAUGCAGGUCUCCUACCCCAAAAGCACUACCUCUGCCGGCAGGACUUUCAGCAUCCGUUUUGGUCGUAAAAACUCCAUCUUUGGCCUGGACCCCGACCAAGCACAACUGAACCCCAUGUCCCACACUCAACAUUGCAUGACCAGCAUGGGAGCUCCGUCCUGGAGCUGCUCUGGUUUGGAUGGGGAUGAAGCGGAUGGCAGCGGGGAAGUGAAUGUCGACGGAGGGGAGGGCUUGAAUGAUAGUCGCCACGGAGAAGGCGGUUUGAGUUUCCUGCUCAAACAGGAAGACACCGAGACACAGGACGCCUACAUUUACUUGUACAGUCGUUUGGACGUUGCUGUGAGGGAAAUGAAGCAGUAUGUUGCUCAAAUAGAUGUGCUGUUGUCAUCCAUCACCGAACCUACACAGCUCCAAGGAGAGGGCGGAGAGCCUCCAAUCGACGAGGAAAAUCAGCCGCCCGCCCUGGUCCCCUGUGAGGAUGGCUGUGACCAGGACAAAGUGGAGCAGGGCGGCACCAAACGAGUCUGCUUCAAAGUGAACGAGGAGGACCAGGAGGACUCCGGCCACGACACAAUGAGCUACAGGGACUCCUACAGUGAAUGCAACAGCAACAGAGACUCCGUCCUGUCCUACACCAGUGUGCGAAGUAACAGCUCUUACCUGGGGAGUGAUGAGAUGGGAUCAGGGGACGAGCUGCCGUGCGACAUGAGGAUUCCCUCUGACAAACAGGACAAGCUGCACGGCUGCCUCGAGCACCUUUUCAACCAGGUUGACUCAAUCAACAGUCUGCUCAAAGGACCCAUCAUGACCAAGGCCUGCGAGGAGACCAAGCACUUUUAUUCUGACCACAGCCAGCCAGAGUUUCGCCAAACCGAAGACUGGACUGUUCGCUGUCGUUACGUUAUCCAUAAGAACAUCCAGGAAGACCCUUGGAACCUGCCCACCUCUAUCAAAACCCUGGUGGAGAGCCUACAGAGAUUUGUGGAUGAUGGAAAGAACCAGAUCCUCCUGGCUCUGCUCAAGUGCACAGACACAUCUCUGCAGCUGCGAAGGGACGUGAUCUUCUGCCAGGCGGCGACGGCUGCUCUGUGCACGCUAGCCGAACAGGUGCUGACUGCACUGCGUUCUCGCUUCAACAAUGCCGGCGAGUACCAAGAAGACGGCAAGGAAACCAGCCGCAAGUGGCUAGAGCAGAUAUCCGCCAUUGGUAUUUUGCUGCACUUCCAGUCCACACUGGCUCCACACCUGAAAGAGGAGCGGACCAUGCUGGAGGACACCAAGGCGGCCCUGUCGGAUUUGGACAAAGUCACUGUGUUCUUCAGGCAACUGGAGGAUGAGUGUCUAGUAGCAAACACACCAGUGUGUUACCAGGUGGAGGGCACCAGGCAUGCCCUGAGGGUCACCCUUUACCUGGACAGCUGUCACUUCAAUGAGCUCCCCAGUCGGCUCCAGAAUGGAGGCAGCCUCAAACUCCACACUGUCCUGUUCACCAGAGCUUUGGAGCGUCCAGAGGGAGCGUCCCAGCAGGACUGCGUUGCCAUGGAGGACUUCCAGCAGCGCACUAAUGCUGUUUCACUGGAGAAAGUCAAGGCCUACUACCGCAGGCUCAGAGCUUUCUAUUUGGAGAAGUCAAAUCUCCCUACAGACUCCAACACCACAGCAAUGAAGAUAGACCAGAUACUGGGCCUUGAAGUUAGAGACCUUCAACCAAGCAUUUCCAAACUGCUGAGACCCCUCAACACGCUGGACGACCUUUGUCGGCUAAUGCAGUCGUACAUCAACAUGCGCCCGAAUGCCCAAGGCCACCAGUCAGGCGUCAGCGUGCUGUGUGUGUCCUCUGAGCUGUGUAACCGCCUGGGAGCCUGCCACAUCACCAUGUGUGGCACAGGGAUGCAGAGAUGUACUCUGACUGUGACACUGGAGCAGGCAAUGAUCCUAGCCAGGAACCAUGGCCUCAUGCCGCGCUGCAUCAUGCAGACCAUGGACAUAAUGCGUAAACAGGGGGCAAGAGUUGAGCUGUCUGCUAAAAAUCUCAAGGUAAUGGACCAGAUGCCUCCAUCAGCUCCAAGGCUGUUCAAGCUAUGUUUGCCACCCUCAGAUGGAGACCUCUAAGGAUACUGUCACUUCAGCAAAGUCAUCACAGAGAGGGUGAAUAAGGAACUGAUGAUGACAGGAGCAUAGAGACAUUGGCAGUGGAAAACCUUUGCCUCUCCCCAUUGCCCCACUCGGUGUGGAUACCACUAGAGUCUUCAGAGCACCUACAGUGAGACUGAUGCAACCUGAGUCUGAGGACUAGUUAUGUAUUAUUUUACUGGAGCUAACCAUAUAGAAGCAUUAUUCUGUUGGCUCUUUUUCCAAACCAUGUCGACUUAACAACUGGUUCAAAAUACUCACAACAAUACAAAAAAUGAGGAGGCCCCAUAAAGACAAUGUCCACAGUGGUUAUUCUCACAGUUGAGCUUGUAUUAUUAACUGGAUUAACCAAACUACCUGUAGCUGACUGUCAUCCUAAAUGCAGACAUUUCAUUUUGCCUUGGACUGCAAAUUCCAGAGAGUUGCGUGUUUCUCUGUUCAGGCUGGCGUUCCCCAGGGCUCAAUGUGUGGACCCCGAGGGAAGUAGAAUACUUGAAUGCCCUGUAAUUCAUAUAAGAUGCAAAAAGUUAAAGAUUAGACAGAGAAAUGGAAGUAGGGAUUGAGGGGCAGAUGAAGAUGGCAUGGGGGUGGGAUUGCUGCAUGUGGUUACUGUGCAAUUACUGUAGGUUUAGUGUGAGUACUGUAUUACUGCACUAUAUGAAGGAUAGUUAUUUAUUGUGUCCAAGAAGGAGCGUUUUAUCGCCUACUUAUACUAUAUCGGGUAUUAAAAGAAUCUAAAAGCAUUCCAGCCUACGUAUUGAACAGUAUUUAAAGGACCAAUGGCAUGCCGUCUUUUGGAUGUAACUGCUCUGAUGUAUUUCAUUUUUAUUUAUGUGUUACAUUAAUCUUCAGGGAGUGCAAGGGAUGGAUGUACUGAAGCUAGCUAAUCGGAAUCAGACAAAGGAAGAAACUAUACAAGGCUGUUUCUCAACAAGCAGCCAAGUUAUCAGGUUACUGUUAAAUUAUUAAUAUAUUAAUUCAAGUCUUCUAGUUGAAGGAUUACCUUCACUUAACUAAGACAACUUUUGUUUUUUGUUUUUUUUAAAUUGGCUUUUAUGUUGUCUUGAAACUAUUGUGUUAACUGUAGGUAUUAAAAGAAGCACAAAAAUUGGUCCAUUCAGUGUUAGAAAAAAAGUACUGUAUGCAGUUUGCUGGUGAUGUGAACAAAGGGACUGUUAGAUGACUGAAAAAACCCCAGUAACAUUAGUUUACUGACCAUUUUAUUACUAUUAUUUUGUACAUACAAGCUGUAGCAGUGUCAGAGGAAGGGAGAGUGAGGUCGUGUAGAGAAUUAAAGCAGAGAGUUGCUAUAAAUUAAACUGGAUUAUUUUUUAUGGAAAUAAUAUAGUAUAUAAAAUCUUUUUGUAUGUUUAACUGUGCAUUUGAAGAGAAGCUGAUUCUCUGUUCUAACUGUAACCUCACUGACAACUUGUUUUUGACUGCUAAAAAAAAGGUUUGACAUGGAUUUCAAGGACCUCUCUUGACAUUACAGCAGAUCAUGUGAUCUUUUUAUUUUUAUUUUUUUUAUUAGGUUCAUGUUGGAAUAGUCCCUACACAUCCCUUGGCAGUACCAUUACCAACACAAAUUGACAUCCAUCAGUUGGCCUAUAAAACCUAUGGCUAUUUGCAUUGUUUUAGUUUUCUUUAUCAAAUGUUGCUCUUAACUCCACUGUAAAUAUGAUAAAACUUCCAGUGCAGCAUUAGUUAUGGUAACCUGGUCUUAACUGUGCUACCGGUUCAAAUUAGCUAAUGAUUGAAGCAUGUUGGUUUAGCAGGACAUACAUGUCACUGAUUACACAUGUAUUUACAUUAUUCUAAUGUUUCAUUAUUGUAUAUACUUUAUCUGCAAUUUUGUGUUGCUUGAAAAUAACUGUACAAAGGAUUUUUGUUGUUGUUGUUGAAACUUUCUAAAAUUAUCAUUGUAAAUGGAAUCUUAACAAGCUAGUGAAUAAAAUGUUCUCAGUACGACAAGCUUUUCAGCACUGCCUCGAUCCAGUGGCGGCUGGGAUGUCCUUCGGGAUAUUUUAUUUUCAUUUUGAUGUUUGUUUGUUUCUUUAACCCUUUCUGCUUUACAGUGCACCCUAUGCAUGCUCAUGUAUAUGCGUCGUGUAAGUUUGUAUGGUCAAAAAGAGAGCGAGGAUGAUGGAUUACAUCUUUAUGCUUUCACACCAUGACAGCGGGCUGUGACUAAGUAAUGCUGGAAGUGACCAUUGGGAUGUUUCUUUUUUCAUCUUAUUCAUUCUCAUAUUUGUGCUUGAUAUCAUAGUGCAUAUGAUCCGGUGUC